Nicotiana tabacum (common tobacco) is the source of this 1581-nucleotide messenger RNA. Its product is annotated as ADP,ATP carrier protein 1, mitochondrial-like. Gene Ontology annotation, biological process: mitochondrial ADP transmembrane transport; mitochondrial ATP transmembrane transport. NCBI's taxonomy places the organism in Eukaryota, Viridiplantae, Streptophyta, Magnoliopsida, Solanales, Solanaceae. Gene Ontology annotation, molecular function: ATP:ADP antiporter activity. Gene Ontology annotation, cellular component: mitochondrial inner membrane. The record is from RefSeq and is a predicted model, not a curated record.
UUCUCUUCUCUUUCUCCACACACACAACCACCUAUACUAUGUGCAAUAUUUGUGUGUGUGUGUGAAUAUAUAUAUAUAAUACAAGAGCGGAUUUAGGCUCAAAUUAUAUAGGUCGCUGCAUUGAUCUGAAAACAUGGGGGAUGUUUCACAACAUCCAUCUAUAUAUCAGAAAAUACAUGGGCGCUCGUGCCUGUUCUCUCGAAUAUCUCCCUACACACAUUCUAAGCAUACUGGUUCACACAAUAUGACUGUUGGAUAUGUCAAUGAAAUUAUACACGGUCCUUUUAUGGCGAUUCGCCAAGCUACUAUCCUGAAAUUUGAGCCAUUGUGUGCUUGUGUUCUUAUACGGGCUCCAUCUGAAGCUCCGUUAGAAAAGAAAACCACCAGUUUUAUCGUCGAUUUUCUAAUGGGAGGAGUUUCUGCUGCUGUGUCUAAGACGGCCGCUGCACCAAUUGAGAGAGUUAAGCUUUUGAUACAGAAUCAGGACGAGAUGAUCAAAUCCGGUAGACUUUCUGAACCGUAUAAAGGGAUUACUGAUUGCUUUACAAGAACUAUUAAGGAUGAAGGCGUCCUUUCUCUUUGGAGAGGCAAUACCGCAAAUGUCAUCAGAUAUUUCCCCACUCAGGCCUUGAAUUUUGCUUUUAAAGAUUACUUUAAGAGACUGUUUAAUUUCAAGAAAGAGAGGGAUGGCUACUGGAAAUGGUUUGCAGGAAACUUGGCAUCUGGUGGUGCUGCUGGUGCAUCAUCUCUCUUGUUCGUAUACUCACUGGAUUAUGCUAGAACUCGCCUAGCUAAUGAUGCUAAAGCUGCGAAAAAGGGCGGUGAGAGGCAGUUUAAUGGUUUGCUUGAUGUUUACCGGAAAACCAUCAAAUCUGAUGGUAUUGUUGGGCUUUACCGCGGAUUCACCAUCUCAUGUGUGGGAAUAAUUGUUUACCGUGGUUUGUACUUUGGAAUAUAUGAUUCCCUUAAACCUUUGGUUCUAGUUGGUAACUUGCAGUUUUGGUGUUCACAGGAUAGUUUCUUUGCGAGUUUUUUGCUCGGGUGGGGUAUUACUAUUGGUGCUGGUUUGGCGUCUUACCCGAUUGAUACAGUGCGUCGACGAAUGAUGAUGACUUCAGGAGAAGCAGUCAAGUACAAGGGCUCACUAGAUGCAUUUUCUCAGAUAACGAAAAGAGAAGGCACCAAGUCACUUUUCAAAGGUGCUGGAGCUAAUAUACUACGUGCUGUUGCCGGUGCUGGUGUGCUAGCAGGGUAUGAUAAACUGCAGCUCGUUGUUUUCGGAAAGAAAUAUGGAUCUGGUGGCGGCAGUUAAUAUGGUGCAGUGAUAAUGCCGAAGAUGACCGGUUAAGGUUGUGUAGAUUAUUGUUGUCUGUGUCUGGCUUUUGAAUAAUUUUCGCGAACAAUGUUAUCGAGAGUCUAGAGGUCCUCAGUUAUAUCUUGAAAGUUUAUGCAAAACUAUACAAAUUUGUGGUUGCUUUUACCGUUAGAAGCUACUUCAAAGUUACAUCUGUGGUUGUCUAUAUGAAAAGAUGUACUACAAUUUACCUUGAGAGUGUAUAGUCUUAUUCUAUUGAGCAUUUU